CCCUAUCGAUCCAACCACCCCCAACACUAGGCAGCUACAAAAAAGCGCGAAGGAGUCACAAUUUGGACAAAGUUAAUGCGAAAUAAAAGAUUUGCGCGCGAUCAUGGAGACCCCGACGGGUAGUGGGCGUCCCGGUCGCAUGGCCACUCCGCGCCUUUCGGAGCGCAAGCGGCAACUGUUCGGCAGUCCCAGAUCCAGGCUCCGCCAGAUCAACGACGACGAGGAUGAUGCGGACGUAGACAGUCUGGGUGUCUUGCCAUUGAAGACCCAUGUGGCGGCCAACAGGCAGGGCAGGAGUCUCUUUGCCGCAGGCGCCGCCAAGUCGAGCAGCAGUGCGAACAGCAGCCCGGAAACCAACAAGGAGAACAAGAAAACCCGUGGCGGAGUCAUGACUGCCACGGCGGAGCAGCUGCCCCAAUUGUUUACAGCCACCAUGCGGCUAAAUAGCAACAGCAGCAGCAACAGUCGCAACAGCAGUCCCCGCCAGCCGAGGGUCCAAAGAAAGCGAGCGGAUUCUUCAAUGUCGUCGCCCACCUCUUCCUCUGAAGGAACUCCUUCUUCGAGAGCCAGAACUAGCAUCAGACGCAGUCCACGAACCUUCAGUGCGCAGAAGGAUCCAGAUUCGUCCUCCUCGCCAGAAUCAUUUCAGACAAGGCUAAGCAAGGUGGCAGAUAUGCUAAUGAAGGGUCAGGAUCCAAGAUCGAUGUUAGAAAAAUCAAAAAAGAAACACAACCACAGCCUAAAGACCACUGCCCAAGUGCAUACAACUAAACCGAAGAAAACGAGCCCAGCUGAAGAGUCUCAGUCGGAGGAUGAGAAACCUUCUAGCAGUAAGAACUCCAUGAAGAAUACAGAAGUUCGUGAAACAAGGAGCUCGCAAAUCAUCAGUCCAAAAACCAGAAAUAGCCGAAGAAACUUCACGUCGGCGGGCAAGACGCUGAAGGCCGCUGCCCAUGUACAUGAGAACUUGAGGUCGGAUGACGAAGAAAACCGAGAUAUUAAAAAAGAAGCAUUUAAGAUAGAAAACAGCAGUAGCAGAUCCAAAUCCCCCGUAGAAGUUUUCAAGUCGAAUGACAAUAAAACAGCGAAAUCUCGCAAAGGAGCCGCAGCAAAAAGGCCAGAAAGCCCAAGAAGUAUGAAGAUUGAUGUCGAAGUGCCCGAAUCAGACGAAGAACCAUACGAUCAUAAGCCGCAAAAGCGUCAGCACCCUGAAACGUCCACCCAGGCUGCUCCUUCAGCGGACUCCGACUCUGGUUCGCCGCAGAGCAAGAUGCGCAGGGUGACGCUUAGCAGCAGCAUUCCCACCAUGGCCUUCUAUUCCCACAGUGGAGAAGCGGUCACAAAGUCAAGAAAGCGACCGUCCAUAUCCAAGAAUUCGCUUAAACAACCUACGAAAAUCUCGCCAACCUCCCGUCCACUAUUGGGCAUUAAUAAGGGAGUUCGCCACAAAAUACGCAAGCGUCACGGUUUUGCCAACCGACUGCCAGCCACCGAUAUGGACAACAUUCUCAACUCGCUGAGCAACGAACGGCUCAAGAACCUGAUCACCACCAAGCGUGAAGAGCGCGCCAAAGUGGAAGAAGUCCACCAGAUUCUCCGUAAUGCCAAGGACCCGAUCAAAAUGGCCAAACCAUUGAGUGUGAUUGAAGCCGACGAUGCUAACAACAAUAACAAUCUGCCAGCAACCGCAUGGCAAGAAACAUCCGCCGACUUCUCCGAUCUUAGUGAUGUUGAAGACAUUGAUCCCAUCAUCGAGGUGGAGCCUAUCAUACCGAUAAUUCGCCACGAGCCGGUUCAGAAAUCCCCAACCGCCGAGCCAGCGGAUCUAAGCAAGCGAAAGUUCUUCAAAUCAGGCCGCCGUAGUAGCACCUGCAUGGAGGUGAGAAUCACGGACAACAUCCGGGCCAGCGUCAGCCAGGGCAAGAUUGAACUCGUCCAAACGAUACGCCGAAAGCCGCGGCAAGUGCGCGUCAAGUCGGCCACGAUAUUUUCCGCCGAGCAGGCCACUGUGGAUGCGAUCCUGAAGAAUCUGGACGAUACGGUGGUUGAUGAGAUUGUAGAAGCCAAUCCGGUGGUACAGGCAACGCCCAUGGAUGCGGAGGAGACGAGCAUGGAAACGGAGCCCCUACCGGAUAUAAUUGAGUAUGCACCAGAAGCGAACGAUGUGGAAAUUGAUCCCUUUGCUGAGUUCCGUCAACGUUUGCCAUACCAAACCGACGAUCCCAAUGUCGUGGAGCAGCAGCAAAUCUUGCUGGAGUUUCUCAUUAGCAACAACAUUUGCACCGAAAGGAACUUUGAGAUCUUUAUUGCCAAUCCUGAUAACUACAAGGACGAGGCCAAUCAAAUUGUGGACAAUUUAUACAUGGUGGUAAACAGCGAGGAGGCUGCGCAGCUUGCUCAGAUGGAAACAGUGGAAAAUACAGCGGUGGCCAUUGCACCACAACAGGAUGCGCCAGCCGUAGAGGAAGUUCAGCCAAAGCUUUUCCCCAUAUUCACUCAACGCCUGCAGCCCGUUGUACAGAAAUCGUUGCGUCGUCGGCCGGACACAUCGAUGAGAUUGCUAACGGCGGCGGGAGGAUCAAAUCAGUACCAGAUCGAUGCUGGUCAAAAGGCCUUCGGAGCACGGCAGUGUCAGCAGUGCGGACUGGUGUACACCGUGCACGAACCGGAGGAGGAGCUGCUGCAUCGCGAGUACCACAAUUCCAUCCAUGUGCUGCGCUUCAAGGGCUGGAUCGACGAGGACAUUGUGUCCGUUUAUCCGGAGUGGGCCAGCGACGGCCGCAUCAUACGGAUCAACGAACGCGCUCCGGCAGCUCGGCUCGACAGGCUGCGGGAUCUCAUCGGUGUGGUGGACAAAGAGCUGGGCUACUCCUCGUACAUUGUGCCAAAGAUCUUUGUGGCCUUCAUAGCAGUGCGCAAGCAGCAGAUCGUGGGUUUCUGCCUGGUGCAGCCCCUCUCGCAGGCCCAUCGUUUCAUCCAGGUCGAUGGCACGGACUACUUCAGCGAGGAGAGCUACCCGGCCAGCUGCGGCGUCUCACGGAUCUGGGUUUCUCCGCUGCAGCGGCGCAGCGGGAUCGCUAGCAAGCUGCUUCGAGUCGUCCAGUGCCACACGGUGCUCGGUCAGGAGAUUGCUAGGGAGUGCAUCGCCUUCAGCACGCCCACUGACGAUGGUAGGGCUCUGGCGCGCCAGUUCACCGGGUUGGAUAACUUCCUUACCUACGACCAGUGAUCGGGGAAAUCUAUUGAAGCUAUUGAAUAGCUGGAUUGUUUUUGAGUUGGGAUUGCUUCGAAACCUGUAAUAGUUAAUAAAAAUAAUAAUAAUUUGUUUACAA
Drosophila mauritiana is the source of this 3332-nucleotide messenger RNA. It is a transcript of the gene eco, whose product is annotated as N-acetyltransferase eco. The record is from RefSeq and is a predicted model, not a curated record. Lineage: Eukaryota; Metazoa; Arthropoda; Insecta; Diptera; Drosophilidae. Gene Ontology annotation, cellular component: chromatin; nucleus. The transcript is spliced from 2 exons. Gene Ontology annotation, molecular function: protein-lysine-acetyltransferase activity. Gene Ontology annotation, biological process: mitotic sister chromatid cohesion. The coding region runs from base 104 to 3229 and encodes 1041 amino acids.